AUGGAUAGCCUUGCACACAGUGUGAGUUCUAUGGUGCACUGCGCCGAAAACUUUCACAUCCCGCUUGUGCGCAGCCGGACUGUAGUGACCGCUGUGGCUGUGGGCAUUCCCAUUGCCGUUUUGCUUCACGACACAGCCGAACACUGGAUGCCUACCUCAUUUCAACUCCCCAUUAUUUCAUGGUUUCGCCGAAAGUGGCGGCAGAACCCGGAAGUGAAGUCAUCACACCUGACACUUGCGCGCAAUGCCAUUAUAUUCUUUUACUUAGCCAUGGUGCUGAGUGAAGGCACAUUUUACGAAACGCCUAUAGAUUAUGUGGCGGAUCGGGUAUCUGGAGCUCCCGCACGAAAGGCAUUUAACGAGCGCAUUCAAAAGGGUCGCCAUAGUGCCUUUUCAGCUGCUGAAGAGGUUGCUAGUGAAGAAGGUUUGAAUGAAGCGAGCUCCAGGCAGCAGCGAGACACCGCACUCCGUCGCCGUUUCUUACAUGAAAGCCGUACUUCCAACUAA
This is a messenger RNA of Trypanosoma brucei brucei TREU927, 507 nucleotides long. RefSeq lists its product as hypothetical. The transcript has a single exon. The record is from RefSeq and is a predicted model, not a curated record. Lineage: Eukaryota; Euglenozoa; Kinetoplastea; Trypanosomatida; Trypanosomatidae. Bases 1 to 507 code for a protein of 168 amino acids.